Molecule: messenger RNA, 465 nt
Organism: Pseudocercospora fijiensis CIRAD86
Lineage: Eukaryota; Fungi; Ascomycota; Dothideomycetes; Mycosphaerellales; Mycosphaerellaceae
Exons: 2
Biological process (GO): proton transmembrane transport
Cellular component (GO): plasma membrane
Molecular function (GO): voltage-gated proton channel activity
Source: RefSeq, a predicted model, not a curated record
GCUUCAGCACGAAAAGAGACCAAAAAAUUUCUGACGAGCAAGACUGGUCAUUAUGCUGUUCUAUUACUGGUUUCGCUCGAUAUCAGUUGCAUCUUUGCAGAUCUUCUUAUCACGUCUCUGGCUUGCGAAGGCCAUAUUCCGAAGAAAGAUGCCGAUCAAGCAGGACAGGUCCUUGGGAUAGUCAGCUUGGUGUUCUCAUGCCUGUUCAUGGUUGAGUUAUUGGCUAGUAUAUGGUCAUUUGGACUCGCGUUCUUCAACUCGUAUUUCCACUGCUUUGAUGCAAUUGUGAUUGUUGCCGGGCUGAUCAUCGACAUCCUGCUCAGAGGAACCUUAGAAGAGAUUGGCUCGAUUGUGGUGGUCUUGAGGUUGUGGCGAGUGCUCAAGAUCAUUGACGAGCUGAGUGCCGGUGCAGCAGAACAGAUGGAGCCCCUCAGUGAACGCAUUGAAGACCUUGAGAAGCAGAAC